AUGGAUGGGUUGAUUGAUUUCGAGAAUGAUCGUGGCUCCCAUUUGGAUCCUGCCGUAGCUACUCCCGGUCUUCGUGGCCUUCUAUUUCCGAGCUCCGGGACUGGAUCUUCC
Messenger RNA from Protopolystoma xenopodis, 111 nucleotides. The record is from the annotation of a GenBank genome assembly. Lineage: Eukaryota; Metazoa; Platyhelminthes; Monogenea; Polystomatidea; Polystomatidae.